Molecule: messenger RNA, 11924 nt
Organism: Branchiostoma floridae (Florida lancelet)
Lineage: Eukaryota; Metazoa; Chordata; Leptocardii; Amphioxiformes; Branchiostomatidae
Product: SCO-spondin-like
Exons: 66
Coding region: 630-11924 (3764 amino acids)
Molecular function (GO): protein binding
Source: RefSeq, a predicted model, not a curated record
GUGUUGAGGGAGAACUGUUGAACUGCAUUGAAACUCAACCAUGUAAUGUGGACUGUGGUUGGUCGGAGUGGACAGAGUGGGGUCUUUGUGUGGGAGUUUGUGAGACCACAUCCAUCCAGUGGUCGUAUAGAACCCCUGACAACCCUCCAAAGUUUGGUGACGGUGCAGAAUGUGUAGGGGAGAACAGACGUAGCCAGCCCUGCUAUACCGGACCAUGUGAAGAAUGUAUUUACAAUGGACAAGCUAUUGAGCUUGGUGCCCAGUGGAACAGCGGACAGUGCUCUGUUUGUAGCUGUCAGCCAGGCAGGACUGUUUCAUGUCAGAAGUACUGUGUACAUGACACAUUCGGCUGUCCGGAGGGAACCAAUCUUAUUGUACCAGAUGGGGAAGAAAAUUGCUGCUACUGCUCAGCUUGUCAAGAAUAUGAGUUCCACUGUAACAACGGGAACUGCGUCCCUGGUGGACCGACGGGCGUGGUGUGUGAUGGUAGCGACAACUGUGGUGACAAUUCUGACGAACUUGUGUGCGGUUCCACACCACCACCCUUGACUACUGAAGGCUGGACAAGUUCUACACAACUAGUCCAACCAACUGUACCAUCUCCCGCAGCUACAACAACACAAGCAACAAUGGGACAUACUACUUCAACAACCAAUGCUGUAGCCAGUGAGACCACACCAAGUCUGACCAUGACCACCCAGCCACCAGGGCCAACUGGCACUAGCACAACAGUUACCAUGGCAACUGGGAAAACAACAGAAGGGCCAGUCAUGACCUCAACUGGUCAGACAGCUACCACAGGGUUCACAGUUGCCGGUACAACCCAACUCAGUCCUACAACAGGGCAGUUUGGCACACAAACAACUCAGAAAUCCUCAGAGGUUACAACUGCUACAACAGCUAAGAGUGUUGUCACCAGUUUUGAAACAUAUCCUACAGUCUCUACAGUCACAGCACCAAGCACACCACAGGUCUCAACGACACAACAAACAGAGAGAACACAAGCUUCUAAUGGUGAGACAACAUCUGCCAAAGUUACAGCUCCAAGGUCUACAACUUCAGCUGGGGGGACAACUACAAGUACAACUGUUGUUGGUACCAGCACUACACAGACUACAACAUCUCAUGGUGUAACUGAAGCCACAUUGAAGCCAACAGAGUCUACAACAACUAGUGGUGUUGUAGGUACAACCUCUGAAACUACAGGGAUUACAACAACUGCUGGUGUAACAGAAGCUGCGUCCAAAACAACAGGAGCUGCAACAACUAGAGGUGUAGCAGAGUUCACCACAAUGGGGGUUGCUACAACCGGCACUGGUGCAACAUCUAAAACAACACAGACUGCAACAACCAAAGGCAUCACUGAAACACCAUCUGGAACAAUGGGUACCACCACAAUCGGAGGUGUGACAACAGAGAUAACAACCCAAAUGACUGGUGUAACAGAAAUGCCGUCCACUUCAACAGGUGUUGUAACAACCAAAGGUGUUACGGAGACAUCAUCUAAAACAACAGGGGUUUACCCAACCACAGGUGCAAUGGAAACAACAUUUAAAACAACAGGAAUCACUACAACAGGUGGUGUAACUGAAACAACACCCAUUACAACAGGACUUGCUACAACUAUGGGUGUAACUGAAGCAAGUUCAACAACAACUGGCAUUUCAACAACUUUGGGUGUUUCUGGAACAACUUCAAUGCAAGAAGCUACAACAACUACUGCGCCUGUAACAACCAGUGCACCAAGCCCUACAACACCAACUAUAGUUGAUGAGACAACCACAAGUACUGUACAAACAGCUGGGACAACAAGUACAACAAGAGGGGCAACAACCAGGACAACAAGCAAAACAGCAGGGAGAACAACUUCCUUUACAACUAACCAACAAACAACUGGCACCACUGUUGGGACAACAGCAGGUACAACUGUCAAAACAACUGGUACAACCAUGGAAGUAACUGGUGCAACUACCGAGACAACAAUAGGUAAGACAACUACUCAAACAACAAGUGGCAUGACCACCCCAUGGACAGUUAUUGGAACAACAGGGAAAACGACCACUGCAACCACUGGUAGUACAGCAGCUGAGACAACAACUGGGACAACCAUUGGUACAGUGGGUAGGACAACUAUUGGCACAGUUAUUGGAACAACUGGCCAUACAGCUGCCACAGGGACAACCACUGGAAUUACUGGUACAACAACUGAAACAACACCCGGGACAACCAUUGAUAUAAUGGGCAAAACAACCAUUGGAACAGUUGUUGGUACAAGCGGGAAAACAACAGCAGCUACAACUGCUGGGACAACCACUGAAACCACUGGUAGAACAACUGAAAAAACAUCUGGGACAACCGUUGCCACAAUGGGCAAAACAACCAUUGGAACAGUUGUUGGUACAAGUGGGAAAACAACAACAGCUACAACCACUGGGACCACCACUGGUAGAACAACUGAAACAACAUCUGGGACAACCAUUGGUACAAUGGGCAAAACAACCAUUGGAACAGUUGUUGGGACAAGUGGCCAAACAACAAUAGCUACAACAGGGACAACCACUGAAACUACUGGUAGUACAACAACCGGGACAACCAUUGCCACAAUGGGCAGAACAACCAUUGGAACAGUUGUUGGUACAAGUGGUGAAACAACAACAUCUACAACCACUGGGACUACAACUGUAAUGACUGGUAGAACAACUACUGAGACAACCAUUGGCACAAUGGGCAAAACAACUCCUGUCACAAUUAUUACAACUGGGAAAACAACAACUGAAACAACUAUCCCUACAACAAGCAGUGCAAGCACUGAGACAACUAGCCAGGUUACAACUGGAACAAUAGCUGAAAAAACUGCCAAGACAUCAAUCAAACCAACAACACCUGGAGUAAUCCCUGAGACAACGGCCCCAACAUCAACUGAAACAACACCAAAAACAACCACUGAAACAACUGCCCAUCCGACAAGUGAAGCAACAACAAUUGGGACAGCUACUGAGACAACUUUUCCUAUUGAGAUGGCUACCACAACUGGGACAACCAUUGAAACAACUGCCAAGCCAACAACCAAGGUAACAACUCUGGGUACAACAACCAAAACAACUGUUCCAUCUACAACUGGGAUAACAACAAGUGAAAAGACAACGCUUGCAACAACAACUGUUAUGACAGCCCCAACAACAAGUACAGCAACAACAACACUAGGGACAACCACUGAAACAACUGUCCCUACAACAAGUGCUGGAACAACAACCACUGGAGUUACAACAGCUGAGGUGCCAACUGAGACAAUCCCAACAAUAGCAACAACAACCAGCCAAACAACAACAAGUACAACAGCCAAGGAGGAAACAACCAUUAUUUCAAGUGUAGGUACCACAUCAAGGACUACUGCGACAGCUACUGCACCAACAACACCAGCUGCAACAACUACACAAGAAACAGAAAAGAUUACAACUGUCACAACCAAGACAACCUCAACAGUGCCAACUACAACAGAGACAACAGUUUCACCAACGGUGACCACCUUUAAAGGGUCAACAGUGGAGAUCAUUCCCUCAACUGUUUCCACCACACAGGGAAGAACUACAAUAGAAACAUCAACAAGUGCCCCAUCUACAGUGGAGACAUUAGGAACAACAUUGCCAGGCCCUGCUACUACAGAGAAGAUAACCACAAUAAAAACUUCAGUACCACGGACAACUCCAGGGCCUCUUUCUACCACUGCUGAAACAGCCACCACUGUGUUUCCGGUCUUUACCCGCGAAACAACCACCACUGGCGCCGUGUCCACUCAGGAAGUGACCAGUCCUGGGUCUGCCACCACCACUCAACACUUGACCACUGGCCUUACGCUGACCACUCCACUGGAAACAGUGACCAGUCCAAUAGUCGAAACAACAACUGGGUCGGCAACAACAUUGACAACUGAGAGUAGAAAGACGACUAGUGUUCCAACAACAGUUCCUAUUACAACAUCUACAACUAUGUCUACAGCUGCAGCCACUACGAAGACUUCCGCGGCCACCACAAAAGCGCCAUUUACAACAAAAGCGGUAAUGUCUACAACAAUCCCUGGGACGGUAACGACAACUCGAGUACCGGCAACGACUGGUCCUUCGGUGUUUACGACAGCGCAAGGAGUGUUGACGACACCAACAAUGGUGGUAUCUACAGCUCCGACCACGAGUGUUCCGUACGCCACAUCCACGGUCGCAGUCACGAUCAUUAAAGGGGCAACGCCGCCGCCAUGUUAUGCCUACUCAUUUGUGUGUGACAAUGGGAACUGUGUGCAUGGGAGUGACGUCUGCAAUGGUGUCAACGACUGUGGGGAUGGAUCAGAUGAGAGCCAGUGUGGCACAACUAUCCUUAGUCCCACAGGAUCACCAUCUCCAAGAUUUACCAGUGCAUACACCACCACCCCGUAUGUUGCCACCACUACCACAGCGUAUGUAGCAUCCACUGCAGCCACACCCAACUGUACAGAUAUGCAGUUCCACUGUACUUCAGGGGAGUGUAUCUUCUACUCACAAGUAUGUGAUGGCACGCCAGACUGUGUGGAUGGAUCUGAUGAAAUUAACUGUAUUGACUGUAUUGUGAGCCAAUGGACCAUGUGGGAGUCCUGUUCCCGUACGUGUGGAGUCGGUGUCGCCAAACGUACCCGGACUGUGCUUCAGGAGGCUGGGGAUGGGGGGCUGCCGUGCGAGGGACCGUAUAUGGAGUCUCAAACCUGCUUUGUGGAGUCCUGCCCUGUUGAUGGAAACUGGAGCCCAUGGUCGCUGUGGACCACCUGUGACGUGACGUGCGGCGGCGGUACCAGGUUCCGAUAUCGUUCCUGCUCCAACCCACCUCCCAAGAACAACGGACAGUACUGUGAGGGUAGCUCAGGGGAGAUGGAGUACUGCAAUGAGACACCAUGCCCUGAGGGAUGCCCCGAGGGAAGGAUAGAGGUAACGAAAGAAGAGUGUUUGAACGAGGAGUUCCACCCCUGUCCUCAGACAUGUGCAGACCUGAGUGAGCAGAUCAGCUGUACUACAACCUGUGAUGAAGGUUGUUACUGUCCCCCAAACACCUACCUUCAGAAUGCCACCUGUGUGGCUAUAGAAAAGUGUCACUGCACCUACAAUGGGAUAGAGUACACUCCUGGACAGAAGAUUUCUGUGGACAACUGCACAGAUUGUGAGUGUAUCAAUGGGGAAAUGGUCUGUACAGAACAUCCCUGUCCUGUUCAUUGUGGUUGGUCAUCCUGGACAGCAUGGACACCAUGUGACCAAACUUGCGGAACUGGUCUACAUGAACGUUUCAGGUCACCAAACAACCCCCCUGCCUCAAACGGAGGACAGUUGUGUGUGGGAUUCAGUCGGCAGGUGGAGACGUGUGUUCUUACACAAUGUCCAGUGAUUACCCCAGAGUGGAGUAGCUGGAGCUCCUGGUCCAACUGUACCUCCCCCUGUGGUCCGGGGGAGAUCGUCAGAACCAGGUACUGCUACGUCACCCUGGAGGGAGGGGUCAUCCUUCCUACUGGUGGUUGCCCUGGCAGUGACACAGAGACAAAGGCUUGCAACCUUAAAGACUGUGAAGAGGAAUGCGAUGACACGAAGGUUCACCUGAUGUGCGGAGAGUGUCCACACAGUUGUCUGGAUCUACAGGACGGUGUUGCCUGCACCAUCGGAGACUGCGUACCAGGCUGUUACUGCCCUCCCGGCAUGGUGCUACAGGAUGGGAUGUGCGUCACACCUGUGGAGUGUCGCUGCAGACUGAUAGACGUCACAGAUACAGGUGAAACAGUGGUGAAAGAAGUACCACCUGGGACCGUGAUACAGAGGGGCUGCAAUAAUUGCACUUGUUUGGAUGCAAGAAUUGAAUGCCCAGACAUUCCUUGCCAAGUUGAUGGAGAUUGGAGCCCCUGGUCCUCUUGGUCCCACUGUAGUGCCACCUGUGUGGGGAACGAUGGUGUGGUUGGUCAACAGGUUCGCUACAGGAGCUGUAAUGACCCUGCCCCUGCAUACGGAGGUCAGGAGUGUGAGGGGGAGUAUAUGCAGUCACUGGACUGUCAUGCUGACAGAUGUCCCAUUGAUGGUAACUGGAGCCCAUGGACCACGUGGACAGAGUGUUCUCAGUCAUGUGUCGGAGGCAGCAGGUACCGCCAGCGCACAUGUGACAGUCCAACACCAGGGUACGGAGGAUCGGACUGUACAGGGCCACCUGCUGAGAGUCAGGAGUGUGGGGCUCCAUGUGAGGAGUGCCCCCCAGGUAUGGAGUAUGUAGGAGAGGAGUCCUGUGGGACCACCUGUCCUCGCACUUGUGCUGAACUCAGCUCACAGGUCAUGUGUACGUCUGAGUGUCUGGAAGGAUGCAGAUGUCCCCAUGGCAAGUUGCUGCAGGAUGAGGUAUGUGUGGACCCUGCGGAGUGUAGAUGUUACUAUGAAGGACAGGAGUAUGACAUUGGAGCUGUCAUCAGGGUGGAACCAUGUCAGAACUGUACUUGCAUCCAAGGCAACAUGGUGUGUAGCCAGGACCCAUGUCCAGUGGAUUGUGGCUGGACUCUGUGGUCAUCUUGGGGCAACUGUACCAAGCCGUGUGAUGGAGGUACGAAGAGGAGGUACCGUAGCGGCUCCAACCCUCCCCCUCAUGAUGGAGGGAAACCAUCACCGAUAGGUGGUUGGUCCCACUGGACACCCUGGAGCGACUGCAGCGUGACGUGUAGUAACGGUACCCAGUACCGCUAUCGUACCUGCAGUAACCCACCACCACCCGAGGGGUGUCUGGGAGAUGCAGAGGAGCACACGUCAUGUGACGCUGGGCCAUGUAUUUAUGAUGGAAACUGGAGUCCCUGGUCUCCGUGGACAUCAUGCAGUAAGACAUGUGACAUGGGCUUCACAGCCAGACACCGUGAGUGCAACAACCCCCCACCGUCUAACGGAGGGGCCUACUGUGUGGGCCUGGGGUCUGAGGCUAAGACUUGCACCCUGGAAGAAUGUCCAAUCCCUCAGUGUGAGAACAUCACUGGAAGUUUCUUUGACGAGUGUGGUCCCAGCUGUCCCAGAAGUUGUGAGGACAUUGAGCACUGUUACUGGUCAUGUGAGCCCGGCUGUUACUGUCCGGAAGGUCUGGUUCUGAACGAAAACAGAACCGCCUGCGUGCAACCAGCCGAAUGCUAUUGUCUGGAUGUAGAGACUGACCAGAGGUACCCACCAGGAGCUACCAUACAGAAGAACUGCAAUGAGUGUGUGUGCCAGAAUGGGAGAUUCGAGUGCACUGAUGAGCCCUGCCCUAUUGAUGGUGAUUGGUGCCCGUGGACCAAUUGGAUGGGCUGUACCAGGACUUGUGGCUUCUCCAUGCAGCACAGGUAUCGCACCUGCAGUUGCCCCGAGCCGGCACAUGGGGGCGCUAUGUGCCAGGGUACACAAACGACUGCCAUGAGGAUCGGCAUCCAGAAGGAAAUGUCAUCCUGUGAUGUGCCUACACUUUGCCCAACUGAUGGUCACUGGUCACCUUGGAGUACAUGGUCAGGGUGUCAGGAGUGUGUCCCUGGUAGCGAGACCAGGACUCGGACAUGCACGAACCCUCCACCAGAGAACAACGGCCAGCCGUGUCAGGGAACGUCUACACAGUCUCGUACCUGUCACCUUGACCCCGUGGAAUGUGGCCCUGAAUGUGUGGAGGGCUUUGUUAUGGCCUGUCGGUUAGGUCCAAGGUCUUGCAUAGACAUCUGGGAAGGCACCGAGUAUGUAGAGAAUACUGCGGAGUGUCAGUAUGAGUGUGGCUGUCCAGAUGACACAGUUCUAAACAACGGCACCUGUACAUCUAUCAGUCAAUGCCCCUGUCGGUUUGAUGUCAAUGAUUACCCAGGAGUGACAGAGGUGCUGCUUUUGGCAGAAGGAGGGCAGUACGGCUAUCUUACACCUGGUCAGGUCAUUGCUGUGGACUGCAACCAAUGUGUGUGUGUGAAUGGAGGGCUAGACUGCACCGAUCACCAGUGUACCACCGAUGGGGAAUGGAGCACCUGGUCACCAUGGUCCAACUGUACUGUCACUUGUGGAGGAGGGGUCCAGUACAGGUACAGAUCAUGUGACAACCCUCCCCCGUCCUAUGGGGGCCUGGCUUGUACUGGUAUGGGAGAGGAGGCUGUCCACUGUAACACACAGGAGUGCCCAAUCCAUGGCAAUGUUGGAGAGUGGAGCCAGUGGACUAGUUGUUCUGCCAGCUGUGGUGUCGGCAGCAGGACUCGCCAUCGCUACUGUAACGACCCUGAACCUCUCCACGGAGGCAUGUACUGUGUAGAGUCACUGGUGGAGACCUCGGACUGUAACCUUGGAGACUGUCCAGAUAAGACAUGUGUCGGAGGUAAGGUGUACCAGACCUGUCCGCAGCAGUGCCCCAGGACAUGUGGUGACCUACAGGACGGAGUGACCUGUGAGACCACGGCCUGUGUGCCUGACUGUGGCUGUCCCGAGGGACAGGUGGACCUGGGAGGAGUCUGUGUGCUUCUGUCAGACUGCCCCUGCAGAUGGAACCUGGCCUCAGACAGUGACGGCAACCCCAUAUAUGGGGAACAGUUUGACUCUGGGGAAGUUGUCAGCUACAAAUGCACCAACUGUACAUGUCUAGAAGGACGAUUCAUCUGUAAUGAGGAACUAUUAGUGGUACCCAACUGGUCAGCAUGGAGCUCCUGGACCACCUGUACAGCCAGUUGUGGUGGAGGCACCCAGUACCGCAGUAGAACAUGUGACAACCCGCCCCCUGUCUGUCAGGAUCUGAACUGCAUAGGGCAUGACGAGGAGACAAGAUCCUGUAACACCCAACAGUGUGAAACUGGCUGUCCACCUGGUAAGCAGCUGCAACCAUGUGGGAACACCUGUCCACACACCUGUGCUGAGAGGACAGCUGACAUCGCCUGUGUGGAGCCCUACUGUACCCAGGGAUGCUUCUGUCCACCUGGGAUGGUAGAGGAUGAUGCUGGCAACUGUGUUCAGUACUGCCCCUGCACAUUUACAGUGACUGGCCUUGGUGCUGAAGGUGAGGUUAUUGGACAGUUGUUGGACGGCUCCCCUGUGUACCAUGGUCAGGAGGUUGGGUCUGGUGAUGUGGUACAGGUCAACUGUAACACCUGUACCUGUACUGAUGGUCACCUCACCUGCACAGAUGAACCCUGUCCUGUUGAUGGUGGAGUGUCUAGCUGGACUGUAUGGACCAAUUGUUCUAUGACAUGUGGAGGUGUAGGUGUUCAGGUGCGCACCCGCACCUGUAACAGCCCUGCACCUGCACACGGAGGACAGCCGUGUACCGAGACACUGUUCGACACCAAGUACUGCCACACGCCAGAAUGUCCAGUACCUGGAGGCUGGUCAGCCUGGACCAGUUGGAGUUACUGUACGGUGACCUGUGGCGGUGGGGUCAGCCAUCGUACCAGGACCUGUAGUAACCCUCCCCCUGCACACUUUGGACCUGACUGUGAGGGACACAACACUGAGACUAUAGAGUGUAGUCCUGAACCUUGUGAGCUUGGCUGUGAGGGAGGUAAAGAGUACACCGAGUACUGCACCAGGUGUCCUCGCACCUGCAACGAGCUCGCGGGGAGGUCAGAGUGCGCCGCCAUGGAAACCUGCCAGCUGGGCUGCCGCUGCCCCAACGGAACCUACGAACAAGAUGGCUACUGCAUCCUGGCGGAGAACUGCAAGUGCGAGAUUCCGGAGGAGAUACUGGCGCGCGCUACGGUGGCACCGUUGACGAUGGCCUCAACGUUUGAUAGCCUGACGUUUUCAGAUGCUGAGCCAUUGUCAGACCGUACCACCUUGUUCCCACAGGAGGUGAUUGUGGGGGAGUGUAUGGUUUGCAUAUGUUCCCAUGGAUUGCUGAACUGCACUGAAGAUGAAAUGUGUGCUGCCCCGCCCAGUUGGUCCAGUUGGUCCAGCUGGACGCCAUGUUCACGACCUUGCAUCACCGGGGUCAAGGACAUGGGCAGCAGCAUCAAGUCCCGCCGGCGUUACUGCAACAACCCCCCUCCCCGGCCAGGGGGGGAGUACUGCGAGGGGGAUGAUAUACAGGAGGUCACAUGUAACGUACCACAGUGUCCACAGCCGGGAGGCUGGUCCACCUGGAGCCCAUGGUCCCCCUGUAGUGCCACCUGUGGUUCUGGUACCCAGGUGAGAACACGGACGUGUGACAACCCACCCCCGGAUGUCCCCAGUCUGACCUGUCCUGGUGCCUCCCUACAGACUCAGGCAUGCUUCGCUGAAGAGGACUGCACAUCCUGUCUGCCCAACAUGGUUUACCACAGCUGCCUACCCUGCCCACGGACAUGUUUGGAUCUACAGGAGCAUGUGGAGUGUGUGGAGCGUGACUGUAUCCCAGGAUGCAGCUGUCCUGAAGGACUGCUGAUUGAUGGAGACUUGUGUGUGGAGAGGGAGGCCUGUCCCUGUGUCAUGGUCAAUCCAUUCAUUAAAGCUGACAGACCUGUGCAGUAUCCAGCAGGUAGUCUGGUCACCAUAAGCUGUAACAACUGCACCUGUGAGCAUGGUCGGUUCCGCUGCACAGACCAGAUCUGUGACGUAGACUGCACAUGGAACCCCUGGUCACACUGGACGUCAUGUACAAAGUCCUGUGGGGUGGGCAUCAGGACCAGACAGCGCACGUACCAGGAACCACACGGCAACGGUGUCAAGUGUCGUGACAUGUCCUACAACACUGAGACAGAGGCGUGUAACACAGAUGCUUGCUCAGUUGAUGGUGAAUGGAGCACCUGGAGCCAUUGGACGGAGUGUGAUGCCACCUGCGGAGGCGGGACCACACGAAGGUCACGCACCUGCUCUGCACCUGCGCCAAAGAACGGUGGGCUGGGAUGUGAGGGCCUAGGACAGGAGCUAUCAGUGUGUAAUGCAGAACCUUGUGGACCAGAAUGCCCAGAAGGCCAGGUACCGGACCUGUGUGUGAACGAGUGUGGGUACAGGUGUGAAGACUUUCACCAGGUGGAGGUGUGUGUAGAGGAAGAUGACUGCAUUCCUGGCUGCAGAUGUCCCAAUGGCUUGUUACUACAGCAUGGGGAGUGUGUACCCCCGCCUCUGUGUGAGUGUGUGGAUUACAAUGGUAACAUUGUAGCACCUGGCAGUGUGGUACAGAAUGACUGUAACAACUGCACUUGCAAAGCUGGUGUCUUUUCCUGCACAGACCAGCCCUGUCCUGUUACCUGUGGUUGGAGCACCUGGUCUACCUGGACAGACUGUAGCACCACCUGUGGACAGGGUACACAGAACAGAUUCAGGUCACCCAACAACCCUCCAGCCUCCAACGGCGGGAAGGAAUGUACAGGUGAGCACGUGCAGUCGCAGGUGUGUCAGCUGGACACCUGUACACCUGUCUGCACCUACGACGGGGUGGAGUACCAGGUGGGAGACACCCUGUAUACAGCUGAAUGCACUGAGUGUACCUGCACCCCCAAUGGUCUGUCCUGCAUCAAUAUCAACUGUUCAGCUCUGGCUAGUUGGGAACCGUGGGGCACCUGGAGUGCAUGUGAUGCCACCUGCGGAGGUGGGAAGCAGACGCGUACACGGACAUGCACGGCCAGGACUCACUGCUGUGACUAUGCCUGUCCUGGACUGUCAUUGGAGCAGCAGCCCUGCAACAUUCAAGACUGUCCCACUACAUCGCCAUCCUGCCAGGUUCACACCGAGGUGCGUAACCUGACUCACAACAGCUGCGUGGCAGACAACGUCCAGGUCAGCUUCUGCACCGGGAAGUGCCCGUCCUACACGCAGAUCAACGUGAUGCAGCCGUACUACCAGACCGUGUGCGAGUGCUGCACCUUCACGCUGGACGCCCUGCAGCCGGUACGCUUUGUCGAGCUGGACUGUGGGAACGGGGAGAAGGAAACAACGGUACUGCCCAGGAUCGAGCGAUGUGACUGCAUAGCUUGUGCUGGUACAUGA